AUGAGCACUAAGGCGCGCAUGCGUACGCCGUCGCCUAAAACCGUGACUUUCGAUCCAUCGCCGCCCACGACGUUGGAGCGGAAACCCAGGAAAUGGGCGUUUAAGAACCGCUCCGAGUGGGAAAGAUACCUCGAUGCUCUUUUGGCCGAUUUGCAGAACACCGUUUCGGGUUCCUCUGGAGUAGGAUCGAAUUAUUCGGGUUAUGGGCAAAGAGGUGUGAGAUAUUCGCCCGAUAGCGAGAGUCACAUUUCUAAAGCUGAGAGCUAUGUCUCCAAGUCGGGAAACUACGGCAAGGUGUCCUCUAAUUCGGGCAGUAGAAGCCCCAGUUACGGUAUGAGCGGCAGCGGCACUCACACGGGCCCCACGUCUACGCAUUCGACGAUGGAAAGGAGACCCUUUAACAAUAAUCUGGACGAGCUGGAUUCGCUGCUGCUGGACCUUAGCAACAGCAGGCACAAUGCAUCUUCCGAAAACAUGAAUGGGUCUGCGAGUCCUUACAAUGGAUCUCUUCAUGAUUCUUUAACCCCUCGUAGUCCUUCUAAUUAUUCGAAGCCGUCGAGUGCCCAAAGUACUUUAAAUAGACCUACAGUCGAUAGUUUAUUGGAAGAACUCAACGCUGGGGAACAAAUUUACACUGGUCCUAAGAAGGUGGUGAUAACCGUGAAGGAAACCAAAACCGAAACAGGUUUUCCUGGGGACACUGACUUGGUUUCAUCGCACGUAACCCAAACGGCUGCUUCUACAGCAACUAGAGAAUUGGACGAUUUGAUGGCCAGUCUCUCCAAUAUUAAAGGUGCUGAGCAGACCGGAAUGACGGAGGACAUUUUCAUCGAAGAGAGAAUUACCGAGGUAAACCAAGGGCCGCAACACCAGACCGUCACCGAUCACCAGUACGCCAAACCCAUCAAGGCCACACGGACGCAGAGCGCCCCGCCGAAGCAGAACUUGGAUUCGAUGCUAGGCAACCUACAGGCGGACAUGAGCCGACAGGGAGUCAACACCAGCCAGAAGGGCUGCUGCAACGCCUGCGACAAGCCGAUCGUCGGCCAGGUGAUCACGGCGCUGGGCAAGACGUGGCACCCGGAGCACUUCACCUGCGCCCAUUGCAGCCAGGAAUUGGGCACGAGGAACUUCUUCGAGCGCGAGGGCAAGCCGUACUGCGAGCCCGACUACCACAACCUCUUCAGUCCCAGAUGCGCCUACUGCAACGGGCCUAUUCUAGACAAAUGCGUGACGGCUUUGGAGAAGACCUGGCACAUGGAUCACUUCUUCUGCGCCCAAUGCGGCAAGCAAUUCGGCGAGGAAGGGUUCCAUGAGCGCGAAGGGAAGCCGUACUGUCGCGACGAUUACUUCGACAUGUUCGCGCCCAAGUGCGGGGCUUGCAAUCGCGCCAUCAUGGAGAAUUACAUUUCCGCUUUGAACGCCCAAUGGCAUCCGGAUUGCUUCGUUUGCCGAGAUUGCAGACAGCCAUUCAUAGGGGGUUCGUUCUUCGACCACGAGGGCCAGCCGUACUGCGAGACCCACUAUCAUCUGAAGAGGGGCUCGUUGUGCGCGGGAUGCCACAAGCCCAUAUCGGGCCGGUGCGUGACGGCCAUGUUCAGGAAAUUCCAUCCCGAGCACUUCGUGUGCGCCUUCUGCCUCAAGCAGUUGAACAAAGGCACGUUUAAGGAGCAAAACGACAAGCCCUACUGUCACAAUUGCUUCGAUAAAUUGUUCGGUUAG
Messenger RNA from Phyllotreta striolata, 1722 nucleotides. The record is from the annotation of a GenBank genome assembly. Lineage: Eukaryota; Metazoa; Arthropoda; Insecta; Coleoptera; Chrysomelidae.